Molecule: messenger RNA, 626 nt
Organism: Penaeus indicus
Lineage: Eukaryota; Metazoa; Arthropoda; Malacostraca; Decapoda; Penaeidae
Product: nuclear receptor coactivator 7-like
Exons: 4
Coding region: 1-600 (199 amino acids)
Source: RefSeq, a predicted model, not a curated record
AUGCCAAGCAGUAGCAGAAUUACUUCUUUACAUUUCCUACCUCCCAUUGCCAGUGAAAAUUGCCCUCCAAGUUUUGAGAAGUUGUGUUCAAUUAAGGCAACUCAGAUUGAAUGCCAAAAGUACGAAAUUGAUCUAGGCAUCAAGGAGGAAUCUCUCAAAGAACUCAUUCCCAAGCCAGCGACUUCAUGUGAAGAUCCCCCACUCUACCUCUGCCUAAGAAUGGGCAAACCUUCAAAUAAAAGAAUUCCAAAGUCUACUCCAAUUAUGUCAUAUGGAAAGAAACGGAUGAGACCAGAGUAUUGGUUUAGCAUUCCAAGAAAUAGGUCAGAUGAGUUAUACAACUUCUUCCAGCUCUGGGCUCCUGAUAUUUAUGGAGAACUACAGGAGGAAGAGAUAUUCUCUAAGGGAUUCAUCCUCGUAGAAGAGGACACAGAACUCUGGGAUGAGGAGGAGCAUGAGGAAGGGGAAAUUGGUGACAGUAUAGGAGGAGAGCUCAAGGACAUGACCAAAGAAUCUUGGGAGGUAAGGUUGGAAAUUCAACAUGCAGAAGCAGGAAAGGGGUAUGGUUUUAAGUAUAUUUGUUUCUCUCUUCAGAAUUGAUGAAAUGUAAAAAAUAUGAAAGAAAA